This is a messenger RNA of Trichomonas vaginalis G3, 321 nucleotides long. RefSeq lists its product as uncharacterized. The coding region runs from base 1 to 321 and encodes 106 amino acids. The transcript has a single exon. The record is from RefSeq and is a predicted model, not a curated record. Lineage: Eukaryota; Parabasalia; Trichomonadida; Trichomonadidae.
AUGUCCGACGUUCCACUAACCGAGUCCAUUCCCAAACCAGAGGAACCUAAAGCACCAGCCCCUGCACCUCAGUUCCAGCAAGUACCUCCGAAUUUCUACCAAUUUCCACCUCAAGGUUACUACCCACCCCAGCAAUUCCAAUCUCAGUCCAAAUCGAAGAGAGACCAAGACUUCGAAGAAGGUCUGAACCGUUUACGCAAAGAGUAUGCCACAGCUCCAAUUGAGAGAAAGUUGUUCCCGGACCAAAAAUAUAAUUUAGGUGAAGAGGUGAGAUCUCACCUGUUUUUUCACCUCUUUUUUCACCCUCUUGAAUUUUCAUGA